Messenger RNA from Oncorhynchus mykiss (rainbow trout), 1950 nucleotides. RefSeq names its product nuclear protein 1. Gene Ontology annotation, cellular component: nucleus. The record is from RefSeq and is a predicted model, not a curated record. Lineage: Eukaryota; Metazoa; Chordata; Actinopteri; Salmoniformes; Salmonidae. Gene Ontology annotation, biological process: negative regulation of cell cycle; negative regulation of cell population proliferation; regulation of transcription by RNA polymerase II.
CAAGUGCAGAAAACCACUCAUUUCCAGAGUUGAAAGAAAGAGAAACACCCGUGGAAAAAUAACUGCUUUCUAAAGUUAUAGAAGCGUCGCUAUGGCAAGUUUCGUAGACGUGAAGAAUGUUGAGCCAACCCACUUUGAAGAACAACACUACGACGAAUAUGAAUACUACAACCUUUCAGAAAAAUACACAAGUGGCGCUAGCCGCAAGGGGAGGUCAAAGAAGGAAGCCGUCGACAAUACCAACCGACCCAACCCCGGAGGCCACGAGCGCAAGCUCAUAGAGAAACUUCAGAACACUGAAAAGAAGGCCAAGGAGUGACUAAAUGGAGGGCAAAUCGGACGGCUAACACUGGCAACCGACCAUGGCCGCCUUGGUGACAAAACAAGAUGGGCAGACAGACGGUGAACUCCAAUGUAGAGAGGGGUGAAUAUGAGGACGGGUCACAUGCUGCCAAUGAGUUUGACUCUAGCGUCAGUGAAGGGGGAUUUCAGUCCUCUCCUUCAUAGAGCUGAUGGUAUGGAGUGGGAGUGGCCCCCAUAUUGGUUGUUCACCUCAGUCAUGGGUAGACCUCCACUGAAGGUGAUGUAGACCACCGUGCAAGCGGUCUUCUGGACGACCUUCCCAAACAAGUGGGGAGUAAUGGGAGUGGUUGCAGGCUGCAUUGUGUUUCAGUAUCAAUGUGGUUUUGUUUUUAAGUCUUAAUUGAUGAUAUUUGUCACUUAAUGUUUUUUUAAAGCAAAGAGGUUCUUAAAAUUGAUUUAUUUUACAAAGUGUUUUGAAAAUAAAUGCUUUCAUAAAUUGUAUUAAGUCUAGGUUUAAAGUGUUACUCCAGUCUCCUUUUCAACUCAUUUAUCACCUGAAUUACUUAUUAACAAAAGGUUCAUCUCAAUAGGUUGUCCAGGUAAGUCAUGACAUGGCACGGGAGUGGGCUUUCCUCUAGUGUUCCUCAAGCAAGGCUGAGGCUGACGUCACAACUUCCCAUCCAACCAACUCCUUGUAUGCCCUAUUCCUUGAAAUUUGCAGUUGUCUAAACCCUAUUUUGCUUAAAACCUAUUUUUACCUUUUGGUGUGUGUACUUUACUGUCUUUAUACUUGGGAUAUUACUUUUCCAACAUCACUGGAGGACAUCUUUAAUUCUGAAUUUGUCUUCAUGGAAGGUGUCAUGGGCUGCAAUCUUCAAACAAGCCAAUAGGUGGCAGUAACCGAUUUGUGUCAAGUUAAAGUCCUUUCUUUGGGAAUGCUCUAGUUUAGAAAAUACAUUUGUGCCAAAGAAUUAAGGGUUAUUGUCAAGAAAUGUACUAUUUGAAGAACCCUUGACAAAGAAAGGAAAAUGUAAAAGAACAGCAAUUUCCUUGACUGCUCGUUCAACUGCUUAAACUAAAUGAAUAAUGAGAAAAUAACUUAAGUCUGGUACUUUGCAUCUCUUUGCGUCUGAAAAUGUAGGCUACCCUUGAGCUGAAAUUAGUUGAUGUUAGGCAGGGUUUUUAUACUAGGUUAGUUUCACAGAUAUAUUUCAAGGAGAUAUAGCCUACAUGACAGUUAGAUUGUGUAUUGUUUUAAAAGUAAUUCCCUAUUUCUAAAUUGCAAAAACAAAAUUUGCUAUCAAAUGCACUCACAAAGUGUGUGUCCUUGAGCUCCAUGGUCUUCUAAAAGGGAAACUGAUAUAAAAAGGCUGCCAGUAUCAUCUAACACCCAUUUUUUUUUCAAAAGCCUUUGGUGGAGCAUGUUAUGUUAUUCCCAUCAUGAAAAAAGAGUAAGUUAUAGUUAAGUAAUCAGUUAAAUUAGACAUUGAACUUAAACUCUGUAAGAAUCUUGGAUCUAGCUGUUGGACAGUGUUUUUGUAUAGAGAUCUCAGAAAUAUGCCUGCGUAACAUUUCAUGUCUCCUUAUAUUAUGGGUUGAAAACAGUUAUCAUGGGCACACAAAUCCAAAAUAAUAAAUGUGAUUGCA